Prorocentrum cordatum is the source of this 2020-nucleotide messenger RNA. The record is from the annotation of a GenBank genome assembly. Lineage: Eukaryota; Dinophyceae; Prorocentrales; Prorocentraceae.
AGGUCCCAUUCUACUUCAAGCGCCUUCCUACUUCAAGAAUCGUCACGCUUUUGCUGUGUUUUGUUAUUAUCUGGGGGGCCCUGGGCCCAAUCUACUAUGUCCGCCUUCCUACUUCAUGUUUCUACCUACUUCUUCCGACCGACGUGUAGCUCUGUGCGCACGCCCAGGACGCGCGGACCAUCUUCAACGGCGUCGUUCAGGAGCGGCUCAACCACAUGAUGAAGGACGUCCGCGAGGCGUGGGAGGAGGCCACCUACACUAAGGAGGCCCUGACGCAGGUCUGGAAGGAUCGCGGCAAGGACGUGGGCGACGACCCCUUCGCGGACGGCAGCGGGGAGCUCGGCGUGAAGGACUCCCAGCCCUUGGAGGGCGUGCGCGGCUUCAAGCUCAUGGUGGAGCUGGUGAAGGUCGUGAACUUCUACCUGGGCAACCAGGUGAACGUGCAGACGACGGACGGGGAGGACGAGUACCCGGUGACAGUCGGCAAGAUGAUCGAGACCAAGACGAAGGAGGAGAUCUACGGGAUCUACGCCUGGAACGCGGUCACCUGCCAGGACAUGGAGACCCGCGCCGAGUGGGAGAGCGCCAAGCCCCACGUGGGCGGCAUCCUCGGCAUGCCGCCCAAGGAGCAGAAGAAGGUGCUCGAACGCAUGGUGACGCGCUGGGCCAACAUGUUCAUCAAGCAGAAGAUGCAGGAGAACGGCGGCGAGCUCAAGGACGACGACGUCGGCACCCUCACCAACUGGGUGCCGCAGUUCUUCGGCAUCGACAAGGACGUCACGCAGAACAUCGUUCAGACCACGAACAAGACCAUGCUUCAGAGCAAGGUCCUGCGCCUGCUGAACGCCCCAGCCGUCACCUCUGCCGAGUUGGAGGCGCUCAGAAGUUCCUGCGAGAAGUGGGACCUUGAGCCGAAGAAGGACCUGGAGCUCACCCGGCCGCAGCUGCGGUCGCUCUUCCGCGUCGAGGUCGCGGCGGGACUCGAGGAUCCGGACGAGACCUUCGACGGAAAGAGGGACCUCAUCGACUCCGCCCGCGACAGCUGGGGCCUGGGCGACCAGGAGGCCGAGGACGAGUUGCAGGCCCUCCUCCGCGAGCGUUGCAAGGCGUGCCUCGUGAACGCCGUCGGGGACUCGCUGCAGGGCAACGAGGCAGGGGCCGUCCGGCAGAUGCAGCGCCUCGACCUGCUGGCCGCCUUCGCGGCGGACACCGAGAAGAUCGACCUCUCGCAGGACUGGGAGGUGUCCAGGGACAUGAAGGAGAAGCUCCUGAAGACGUACGCGUCGAGCCCACUGGGCUCCCAGAGCAAGAGGACCCCUGACGUCAAGCUCCUCGAGCAAGUUUUGAACAUGGCCUAGUGUCUAGUGCCACCAGACGGCGCGCGUUUGCGCAUGCAUGCUGAUGUACCGGCGGACUCUUAGCCAUACGGGGUGAGGUUUGAACACGCGAUGUCUGGGAGUUCCUGGAACCGCCGGCGUGGGGCCUUCUCUCCCCACUGCACGCGCACUCGUCUUCGAGAGUCGCCGGGUACCUGGGCGGGCGGGUCCCCCCAGAAUGCCCACGCGAAGUGUUUUUUUCUUAGAGUGACCCUUCGCUGGAGUGACCCCUGGUGCGGGCCCACAGUGGCUUCGCCAGCACUGGCUGGCGCGCUUGGAUCGGUUCGGCGUGCACGCGGCUGCCUGGGGCCACUGCUGCGUGUGAGAGAAAUUCCCCACGGCUGUCCGCCCCCCUCUGCCGCAGCCGGCGAGGCGGGGGGGGGGGGCCGGAGAGCCAGGGCGGAGAGCUGGGCCUCCUGGCGCCGUGCAGGAAGCCGCGGCGGACGGCUGCUGCCUGUCCUUGGGGCCUCGGUUCCUUUGCCCAGCGGCCGGCGCGGGCUGAAACGCCCGCCGGGGUGCAGUCGAACCGCAGUGAUUUUUGAACGUUCCCCCUCGCCCUUUGCGCGCGGCGCAGAGGUCGUGCAUCAUGCCCUCUGCCGCCCGCCCUGGGCGGGCAGAGCGCCCGUCGGCCGCGGCGCCGCGAA